AUGUCAGGUCUAAGCAACGCCGUCCAAAAGAGCAGCGCCUACGCUGCACCUGUCUCUGUGAUUGCCUUUGCAGGCUCGUCGAUUCUAAUGUUGGCCCUAAAUAAAUCUCUUGUUCAGGACAGGUCCUUCAACAUGCAUCUGCUGUUCAUGGGAAUCCAAACAGGUGUCGCCACACUAAGUUUGUUACUGCUGAAGUACACAGAUUUCAUCAGUGUCCGUCCAUUGAACAAGUUCGAUCUGAAAUAUUGGUUGCCCGUGGGUUUCAUGAUGGCAGUCGCUCUGUAUACAGCAUCAAAAGCUUUGAAGUACUUGACGGUCCCAGUAUACGUCCUGGUGAAAAACUUGUCGUUGAUUUUCAUCACGUUCUCAGAGGCACUGUUUUUUGGUACAGGCGGGAUCACGUCGUUGGAGGCCUUAUCCUUCGUUAUGUUCAUCGCUGGCGCAGCAUCUUUAUGUUUAGGUGACUAUGAGCAGUCCAUUGCGUUGAUGAAGAAAAAAUUAGGCAGCGAUAUCAGUUUCAGUUAUUUAGUGAAUGUGGGUUACUUUUGGAUCGUAGGCGCUGUUAUUUCCUCUACGCUGUUCGUCCUGUUACUAAGAAAGAUGAUUCAAUAUACAAAAUUUACAGAUGUCGACACAAUAUUAUAUAACAAUUUCAUUGCAUGUCCAAUACUAUUCGCCGCGUCAUAUUUCUUAGAUAAUUGGGAGAGUGAAUUCAACGUUGAUAAUCAUUUCGACAGCAAUGUCAUGGCUAUGAUGAUCAUUACAGGCUUUGUCUCCCUCGCACUAGCUUACUUCUCGGCACUCUGUCUCUCAUCCACUUCCACUUCCUCUUACGCUAUGGUGGGUGCAGUGAAUAGAAUAGCAUUGUGUAUGACCGGCCUGAUAUUCCCUAACUUCCCAAGUAACUCUUACAGUUACUUAGGUAUGGCAACUGCACUCGUUGGCGGCCUUUUAUUUGCUUUGGCAAAAGAAAUUAAACAACAAAAAAACCAACAAAAAACCAAAGAGUAA
Tetrapisispora phaffii CBS 4417 is the source of this 1011-nucleotide messenger RNA. RefSeq lists its product as uncharacterized. Gene Ontology annotation, molecular function: antiporter activity; GDP-mannose transmembrane transporter activity. The record is from RefSeq and is a predicted model, not a curated record. NCBI's taxonomy places the organism in Eukaryota, Fungi, Ascomycota, Saccharomycetes, Saccharomycetales, Saccharomycetaceae. Gene Ontology annotation, cellular component: Golgi apparatus. The transcript has a single exon. The coding region runs from base 1 to 1011 and encodes 336 amino acids.